UACCACUUCCAUCCUUCCAGCCCACCGUUCGCUGUUCUAUUCUCUUCCAGAGACGCAGAAGCAAGCUUUCGGAUCCCUUUUGCCAGCCACAUCAUGACUGAGGCCGCACAGCUGACCGAUGAGCAAGUGGCUGAGUUCAAGGAGGCCUUUGCCCUUUUCGACAAGGAUGGCGACGGAACCAUCACAACCAAGGAGCUUGGCACUGUGAUGCGCUCUCUUGGUCAGAAUCCUACAGAAGCUGAGUUGCAGGACAUGAUCAACGAGGUUGACGCGGACGGCAAUGGCACGAUUGACUUCCCAGAGUUUCUGAACUUGAUGGCACGGAAGAUGAAGGACUCGGACUCUGAGGAGGAGCUCCGCGAGGCCUUCAAGGUGUUCGACAAGGACGGCAAUGGGUUCAUUUCUGCUGCUGAGCUGAGGCACGUGAUGACCAACCUGGGCGAGAAGUUGACAGAUGAGGAGGUGGAUGAGAUGAUCAGGGAGGCUGAUGUGGAUGGUGAUGGCCAGGUCAACUACGAGGAGUUCGUCAAGAUGAUGAUGGCCAAGUAAAGGGUGUUUUCCUGCACGUAUGGGACAGGGCUGCUUGGUGAAAAUUUAUAAGCUUGCCCAGCGUUUUGACAGCAUCUUGUGAUGCAUAACUAUGAGGUGGGGUCUAUUCUGCACCAAAUUGCCAGGGGUCCCCUGCAGCCCUCUUGAGCAGACAGGCUCUCAGCGCUGCUGCAGUCUGUGAAUAACUUUACUAUGCAGCAAUUUGGCAAGACUUGAAGUGUCAGAAAGAGCUCAAAUAUUGGGAUAGUUCUGUGCCUGCGCCUGCUCGCGCAGGAGCAUGCAGCUCAGCACUCUGCAAGUUUUCAUCAUAAGUGUAAGGUGUUUUCCACAUU
Messenger RNA from Coccomyxa subellipsoidea C-169, 881 nucleotides. Its product is annotated as EF-hand. NCBI's taxonomy places the organism in Eukaryota, Viridiplantae, Chlorophyta, Trebouxiophyceae, Coccomyxaceae. The coding region runs from base 94 to 549 and encodes 151 amino acids. The record is from RefSeq and is a predicted model, not a curated record. The transcript is spliced from 4 exons. Gene Ontology annotation, molecular function: enzyme regulator activity; calcium ion binding.